Messenger RNA from Lymnaea stagnalis (great pond snail), 14543 nucleotides. The record is from the annotation of a GenBank genome assembly. Lineage: Eukaryota; Metazoa; Mollusca; Gastropoda; Lymnaeidae.
AUCAAGGAUCUCUCAACAAAUGGCCGUAUAUUAUUAUGAAUCUAAUCUGGAAAUGGCUUGUGUAAAAUAUUAUUCGUCAUGACACUGUGAAAUCAUCGAUUCUUUAGGUAUAUUGUUAUUUGUAGGUUGUAGUGUAGCAUAUAAGCAUAGGGCUAGGCAUACAUUUUAACUUUCAACUUUAAGUUUAAGUAAUUUGUGAUUAUGGACUGUAACUAACAAACUCUACUCAGUGUCAGAGCGACAGAAGAUUCCUGAAAAGCAAACAACCCACCAAAAUGUGCAAAGUUCUAAGCCCGAGGUCGAAGUUCUUUUAUUUAUUAAACGGUAAAUCUACUACACGAGCAGUAUUUUAGUAUUAAGUUAAGUAGGGACUAGCACAGUACUCAGUAGGUGAUGGUAAUAGACAACCCACUUACUAAAAUUGGACCGUUCUGUUACUGAGUUACAGUGAGUUUACAGCCGGUCAGUCAGUACUGUACAAAUUCACAAAUAAUUGAAGAAAAACUACAAGAAAAUUACUCCUGGGAAAGUCUCUCCAAUUGUCCCCAGUUGCGCCCACUCUUUUUGGUGUCUGCCUCCAGGUCCCUUCUCCAAGUCGUUUUUGGUCGACUUUUAAUAGAUUUUAAUAAGUUAUUAAUAAUGUUCCACCUGAUAUUACAACAGUUACAUUGCCCAAGGCGGAGGGGUUCUCAACAAAGAUUAUAGAUAUAUGUACAACCACACAGUUCACAGGCACAAUAAUCUAAAAGAAUUCCACAACUUAUAUGAUAUAACAUAUUCAAAAUUGUUCCUAUAAGAACAAAUCCCAGAGUUGGCAAACUAAUAAUAAUGACAGAUCUGACUCUUUAAUUUUAUUGUAAAAAGCUCCACCUAGACCAGGGGUGUCAAACUCAAUCGGUCGGUGGGCGAAAACUCAAAUCACAUGUAAGGUUGUGGGUUGAACAGGAUUAACAUUCAAUAAAUUAAUCUUUUAAAAAAAAACCAUUUAUAUAAAUGAUGACAGAAAAAAGUUUUAAUAAUUAAAAAUCAUUGGCAUACACAUUUUUGUUCUUAUGCCGAUUUGCCAGAGCUGGAUAUUUGGCACAUUUUCUUGGCUACAAAAACAGUUAAGUUUGUUUAUGUUGGGUCAUUUAUUCUGUGUCAUUGAGAUUCUCACGAUGGACUGCAAGUGUUCAUCAGUGAGACGACUCAUGUGUGAUGUUUUGUUAAUCUUCACAACACCUGCUCACACAGACAUGUGCUACCCAACAUGCUCAGGUUGGAGCCGCAUGUAGACGAAGCUGGGGCAUCUCGAAUGAAAGAAGUGAACUGUGCAGGCCCAACUGUGGUGUACUUUGCCAUUAGUGUCCCAUUACACUGCAGCUCUAUUAGCUCCAUCUGCAAAUUUACAGAUGCAGUUUCGACGUCUAUGACAAAUGAGUUAUGAAACAGCUCGAAUUUACAUUUCUGUGCUUCAAAGUCACUAAAGCACUGUGGGAACUCUGCGCGAAGUAAGCUAAGUUUUUCAGCAAAGUGUUCAUUGGGAAACACUAUAGCGUUGACUUGGAUUUAAUUGUACGCCGGUCAAGACCUGAUAUAAUUGUUCGGAGGGCCGUAUGUGGCCCACUGGCCUUGAGCUUGACACAUGACCUAGACAGACCCAUAAAAAAAUAUUGCUUGAACUUAGUAAUGAAAAAUGUUUGCUGAUCAUGUCUAAUGGCAUGUGUGAACCACAGUGAACACAAUUUUUAUUGCUUUCUUAUUUUAGUGACUGAUUGAUAUCGUACAGAAGCACACCAAAUAUGAGCUUUGUAUAUUAAAAAUUAUUGGUUAAUAAUUAAAUUCAUUAAAACAAUAAUUCUCUAAUGUAGUCUAAAACAAUAAUUUGCAAAAACUAUAUUUUACCUAUUAACUAACACACAUUAAAUAACUAAUAGUAAUGCCCAGUGUAGUCUGUAGUUUGCAGAAUGAGUUUGUUUUAGGCUUUAGGCAUACUCUAUGACUACUUGUACUACUAUACUUGUACAAUUCUUCUCAUCUUUGUUUUCAUAAGGGCUUGUGGGCCUUCUUUUUCUUUUCCUUUCUUUCAGUUGCUUAAUAGUAAUGGGUAGGAUUUAAAGUUAUGAUAUAAAAAUUUAAUUAACAUUGCUGUUAUUUGUUCUCUCUCCGUUGAUGAAGAGAUAAAUAUCAGGAUUGCAAAAGCAGCAGCAACUAUGGCUAAACUGAAUAAACGGGUAUGGAUAAUCUCAAUCUAACUGAUAAAACAAAAAUAAGUGUCUAUCAGGCAUGCGUGCUUAGCACGCUCCUAUAUGGUAGCGAAGUGUGGACCACAUAUACCAACCAGGAGCGGAAACUCAACAGCUUCCAUCAAAGAUGUCUGCAUCGCAUUUUGCGCAUUCGUUGGCAGGACAGGAUGCCUAACCCGGAGGUUUUGGAACAUACACACUUAUUUAGCAUAUUCUCCUUUCUAAUCAAGAGGCGCCUUCGCUGGUUAGGUCAUGUACGGAGAAUGGAGGAAGGACGUAUCCCAAAGAUACUGCUGUAUGGAGAGUUGGCAGAGGGGACAAGACACAUUGGACGACCGCGCCUGAGAUUUAUUGACGUUUGCAAACGAAGCAUGAGGGAAGCCAAUAUUGAAACAAACGAAUGGGAGUUCAUUGCCGAACAUAGCUCCAACUGGCGAACAGCAGUGUUUGAAGGAGUAAAAAAGGAAGAAGAUACUCGAAACGAGGCCCUUGAAUCAAAAAGAACAAUUUGGAAAUCAAGAAUUUUCCGGGAUUCAAUAUUCUCCUGCGAGAGAUGCGGCCGUGAUUGCCAUUCUAGGAUUGGUCUAGUGAGCCACUCGUCAAAGUGUAGAACUAUAUAGCUACUCCAACGUCUCAUGAAGACGGAAGGAUGCCAUAUAUAUAUAUAUAUAUUUGUUCUAUGUUGUAUUGAAGAAGUCAAUAGCUGUAAGAUUUAUAUUGUGUCAUAAUUAAGCUUACAUAUGAUAUAUACAAAAAAUUGUUUUUAUCUCAUUAAUGUAUAUUGUGCAUAAAAGCUUUAUUGCAGUCAAACCCUGUUAUAAUCACUACAGUGACGGCAAUCAACAAAGCUAAUGUUCUAUAUUUAGUUUCAAUGAUCACCAGCCUGAUACAGCACAUCAAAGGAAUAAUAAUUUUAAAAAAAAAUUAUUAGCCAGGCAAGCCACCUUCUUCUCAGAUUAGGGCAUAUAUAAAAUAACUUUAAAAAUUAGGCCCUUUUUAUUGUGACAAAUACUAAUUUCUAAUUUUCUAUAUAUUUAUGAUUCAAAGAUUACUAAAUUAUCUACUGACGACUAUAUAAAUAUUAGUACUGCUAGUGUAAGACUAGACUACUUAAGUACAAGUAAACAUUUAGCCAUUAGUCUCUAUACCCAUAAUCAUAGUUGUAGCAAAGGCAUGCAUAUAUGAUUGAGAUUAGGCUAAGUAGGUUUACAAUCAGUUAUGAAUAAAUUUACUGCCAUUUCACUCAGUAGUUUUUGAUACUCCAUUUACAGUCCAUAUUCUUAUGGACACUGAAAUGUGUAAACAGUGUAUCUCUAUAUCAGAAGUAUUAAUAAUUAGCCUAAUUGAAAUUCACCCAUUUGAUAUUUUAAGAAUAAUCUCAUAUAUAAAUUUUGAUUCUGAUGUGUCAUGCUACCACUUCAAAACCGCCCUUCCCCCAACUCCACAUGUUUUAUAUCAAUAGUAUUGAGUGAAGGAAAAGCUGUCAUGCAGCGCGUGUCAUGCGUGACGCUUGAACUCAAGUAAAUAGUUUAAAAAAUGUAAAUUUUUAUCUUUAGUGGGAGGUGACUGGAAUGAUGUAGGACUGUCUGUAGGCUUUUUGUUUAAAGGCUGAUUGGUAGGGUGUAGAACUAUCUGUAGACCUAUUGUUUAAAGGCAGGCAGAAGGGUGUAAGACUGCUGGUAGGCCUAUUGUUUUAAGGCCACCAGAGUGUACGUCUAUUGUUUGUGGGAGAGUGUAUGUUAAAUAUUGGCUAAGGAAACAUUGAAUAUUGUCGGGUUUGAAGGGGAUCGUUUGUCUGCCUCUGAGCAAAAGUUAUAUCAGUCAUAUCAUGGCUUCAAAAGGAAACUGAAAAAAAACCCAUUAAUUACUAGGCCUAUGUAUUAUACUUCAACUGCAACUGUCAUGAUUUUGUAUUCAUCACUGAAUGAGACCUUAAGAUUUUUUGAAAGUUUGUACAAUUAAAUCCUGAAGUAAUUAUUUAUAAAUCAAUUUUUAAAUUUGCAGUGUUCAAGGGUACUGCUGUUUCCCCACUCAAAAGAGAUCUGUAUGCUAAACGUAGCGACCACUUAUUCUCGCAGCUAAUAAAUGAUAGUAGCAACAUGCUUCAAGCAGCUAGCGGUAAGAGCAAUAGUAAAAAACUUUCAUCUCUGAAUUCAACAAUUGUUGAGGAGGAUGAGGCAAAAUUGGACCCCACUUACAAUCAAGCAGAUAAUAUACCUGAUGUAUGUAAAUCAGAUUUGCAAAAUUCAAACAGCAGCCAGGAGUCACAAGAGCCAGACAUUGUCCGCUCGAGUUCCUCCUCUAGCAGUUCCAGCAGCAGCGACAGACUAUGUAGACCAUUAGAAAAAACCUCAAAGCCAUCUACUGUAAGUUCAUUCAGCUCCUCUGAUGAAUCCGCAACAUUCUCUGACUCCACACGUAGACAUUUUCGUGGUUCAAACUCUAAGCUAAAACGGCAACCUUUGGUUAGUCAAAACAGUGGGGAUAACGAUGUUUUUGAACCAACGCCCACCACUGCAUUAGCAAAUUAUGGAAAUAACCCAGAACCUCAAAAUUAUGCAUUGUCUGAGAAAGGUCAAAGAGCACGUAGUGACUUCUGCAGUAGUGGUUAUGGCACUGGGUCUGGAGAAAAUUCAACCUCUAAAACAUCAGCUCAGUUAUCUGCAGAUCUUGACAAUGAACUUACAGCUGUAACAUCUGAAAAAUAUCCUGAAGAUUUACAAGAUAAUGUAAGCAACACAUCCACUGUUGGCUCUGCAUUGCCAGCCGAUAAUAUUGGAAAUAUCUCAAGUAAACACAACCAGUCCAAUAACAUUACAGUGAACGCUACAAAAGCCAGUAACACUUGCAGUGACCAGAUUUCAUCACCUCUUAUGGAUAAUGCUAUCAAGUCUUAUUCAUUGCCCUCUGUCUUGAUUGAUUCAAAUAAUCCUGGUGCUAUAUCUAGAGCCAGCCUAAUUGAUCAUUUAAGAAAAACCAGCUCAAAUUUGAGUACCGGUAACUCUUCACCUAGCAGCACUGGGAGCUAUUUUAUUACUCCAAGCAAUGAAGCAGCACUUACUGUUCACAGCUCCAUAUCUUCAUCACUGAUUCGUCAAAUGUGUUCAUCAGGCCCAGGUAAGGAUUUUCUUUACUAUAUACUGUAUUGCAGCAAGACAAUUUUUAGUUCCAGUAAAACCUGGAAAUAACACACACUUUUGGGGCUGUAGCAAAAGUGGUGCUAUUUUCAGGGAUGGUGCUAUUGGUGGGUUCAGUUAGUGUUAAAAAUCACUCUUUGUUGAUUAGGGUUAACGCAUAUGUAAAAUGUAAGGACACCGCUAUUUCAAUGUUUAUCAUAUCUAGGUACCAUUGUGAAUGUUUAACAAUAUAACUGUUCAAAAUCAUGCUAAAUAACAAAUUAUAUUAUCGAAUGUUGAUUUAUAUUGAUUUUUUUUUUCUAGGAUCUCAACCACUUGAAAGCCAGAAUAUUGACUCAUUAAAGUUUUCAUUAACACAACCAAAAAAAAAACAUGAAGCAAGUCUGGUAAAUAACUAUUAUAAAAUUCUUUGUUUAAAAUAUACAGCCUUUCAUGAAAAUGUUAUAUAAUUUGCUUAUUAUUUUUAUCACAAAUAAUUUACUUGUACUGCUUUAAUAACAAAAGAAUUAUAAAAUAAAAUGAACAAAUUUUUGAGUCAUAAAUGGUAAAAAAAAAUAAAAAUGUAUGACUUCUCUACAGCCCACUCUUGUAUCUGAUUGUGGUAGCUAUGCCAUAAACCUCUUGUUGGAAAAACUUGAAAGAACUGCUAGAUGUGAAGAGGUACAAUGUGAUGAUGAAAACUGCAGCCAGGUUUGUCAGCUUUUAAUAAUUUUUUGUAAGGAUAAGAUGUCAAGUCUAAUGCCUGGCCAACAAUUUUCAAUUCUUUCCAAGCUAGUUGUUCUUUGUUGUUCAUAUAGGUAUGUAGUGUUACAUGCUUUUACAAACAACAAUAAUCAAUUAUACUAUUAAGUUGAUGUAAAAAUACAAAAUAAAAUAUACAGAAAUAAAAACUAUAUUAACUUACAGUGCAGCAAAUACAAAAAGUAUAAUACUAGAAAGGUGUAAAUAUUAAUCCACACACACACAGGAAAAAGUUUGGCAGGUCUUGUAAGUGUGUCAGUCACAGUUGACAGUCGUAUUUAUAGUUUGGGAGUCAGAACCCUCCAGAAUAGAAUGUCUAGAAAAUCAAUCAUCAGGGAGUAUUUUCUACCUCCAUGUAAACCUUCUGGAAAUUGUAAACAAACUUUCUGAAUCAAGGGGCGGGUGAGGAAAAGAGUUGCACCACAUGUCACCAAGACAUUUGUGACGUUGGUAGCUAAAAAAUAUGGGAUGUAAAGGAUGCAUGCCACGACUCUACACCAAGCAGGGUGAAUAAAAACUAGGUCAAUAUACAGGCUAUAACAAUAGUGAUAGUAUGAAAUGAUGUUUAAAGGAUAUGUUCAAAAUCAUUGGUCUUUGCAGUUUACCCAUUGGUUGAGAUCCAUUUUAUAAAUUAUAUCCGCAAAGAAAAUAAUUAAAUGGUUAAAUAUGAAAAGAGCCACAAUUAUAAAUUCAAAGGGCUUCAGGUUGUCAACGUUUUAGGCAGCCUAAUAUAUCAUGGCCUAAAAUACAUUUAAAUGUGACUGCUUGCUGCUAUCACUUAGGGUUUGCAAAGAAAUACCACAUCAAGCCACUGCUCAGUUUUCUUUCUUUAUGAUAUUGUCGAAAUAUGAUCUCACUUUUCAGGUGAGGUUAUCUGGGGGUGCUAAUGUUUUCCUCACUGUGGUCAUUUGCACCAGUUGAUUUUAUAUAUGUAAAUUUAAACAUGAAAAAAUAAUGGAACUUGUUUACUAGGGAUUAACCAGGGGAAGAUUUUUACACCGUUGGGUCCAAGUCCAAGCGUAACAAAUAAAAAAUUGACUUCUUAUUUUCUAUAAAAUAUGCCGGCCUUUAAACAACAAGACCACAGACAGUCAGAUACUCCACCUGCCAGCCUUUAAAAAAAAAUGCUACAGACACUCCUAAAAUAGAGACAGUCCUACACCAUCCCCAUGGCACUUAAUUGAUUGAUAUAAUAGUUGCCUCUAAAAUAAUUCAAUCUUUUUACCUGAGUUAAACCAUCACGCAUGACGCUCCCUGCUUGAAAGCUUUUUUUUUUUUCACUCAGUUCUAUUAAUAUAAAACCUGUUGAGUAGGGGAGGCCCGGUUAAGAAAAAGAAGCAGCCACACCAGAAGCAAUAUAUAUACAAGAGAUGUUAUCUAAUUUUGUCUUUUAGCCAUACAAUGAUAAUCUAUGGAUUAAAUAAUAUUUAAAUCUAGCAAAUUUGUAUACUGUACUUAAUUUUUAACUAUUCAAAGUCUUGUAAAAUGUAAAAUUGCUGUUCCUACUAUAGAUAAAAAAGUGUAUAAAUGAACUGAAAAAUUGCAACUUGGAAGGAUCUUCACUGAGUGACAAUCAAAGAAAUCUUCUGCUUCAAAUGGCUUUACAUGAUGAACAUUGCACUUUGCCAAGAUGUCCCUUCACUUGGUGUGGUACAUCUGCUAUAGAGUGAGUCACUAUUUUUUCAAUGUCAUUACUUUUAAAACCAUCAAGUUCAAUAAAUUUGUAAAUGGAAAGGCCAUGCAAUGCUGAAAAGGGUUCACUUUUUUGUGUGUGUAAAUGAGGUGAUAUUUAAUUAAUCAUCACAUUUGUAUAACUAAAAAAUCGCAUAGUGCAUUAAGCUCUAAGAUUAGCUCCUAAUAAUUUGUUAAAUUUAUAUGCACAUACAUGUAUGUACACAUCUAUAAUUUUGGUUGGCUUGAGCCUUGAAAAAUUAAUUUCUGUGCAAUGAGCUUCAAUUUUAAAUGUAAAAUACUUAAAAUAAUCUUUCUUUUUUUUCAGCGCUUUAAGCCAAGAGGAAAAAAUUGAAAACAUGUUAAAGAGGGUGGAAAAUUUCACAGAUAAUCAAAUUAUUUUUAGUACUUCUUACCUCAAAUACAUGGAGGUAAACUCUUUUAUUUCAUUUUAAAUCACCCAUAGUAAUAGAUAAGUAUGUUCAUAUAAGAUUCUGAGCAGUGCACACAUUUUGUCAGGCUUGAAAAAGUUUGAGUUUGAUUAUUUUUUUGCCACAGAACAAUAUUUUAACACUUAAGUUCUAUUUUGUUGUAACUCAUAUCAAUGCUAAUAAAACUGUACAAAGUCAAACUGGUUUUUCCAGUGCUCUAUUUACAAUAAAAAUAAUCUAUAAAUAUUCUACUAUACUUUUGAAAAACUGUGGUAUAUAUAUAUAUGUUAAGUUGUAUAGUCAUGUAAAAUGCUUCAUAUUAAUUAAACAUUUAUUCAUUAAGCACAAGGUUAAAAUGCCGACCAGAAUUAUAUAUUUUCCUGCUUUGGAAAUAUUAUUUGUACUGCUAAGUUUAAAAAGCAAUGUUCAGUUUUUGUUCUUCUUUUAAAUUAGCUCUUUUCUUCUGUAGCGUUCUUCCCAGAUUUCAUUUUCAGUCAUGCCACAAGAAAAAGUACAUUGGCAAAGGCUCUGCAUGGUAGAGAACUCCAGUAAAGUCUUGCUGGCUAGUAGGAUCAUUCCUCAUCAACCAGAGACUAGUUACUGGAUCAUAAAAAAGGCAAGUGUGUGCUUUAAAACUGGUUAAUUCAGACUUGGAUAACAGUUCGCAUAAAUGCUACUACUGAAUAAUAUUUGAUCCAAUAUUCUUUUGGAGCAUGAAUCAACAAGUUUAUGUUCUCCUUCUUCUUCUUAGCCGUUCUCACUCCCAAUGGAGCAUAGGCUAUCCACAAUACUUUUCCAUCUGUCCUUGUUGUAGAGUAUGAGCGUUCAUUAGUAAUUGUUGCGACUGAAUAUUAUGUUCAUUAGUUGUUGAACGCUUUUCCAGCGCUUGACUCUUAUAGUUAGUGAACGCUCUUCCCGCGAUUGUCUCUAUGACAUAUUUUUAUGCUGAUUCAUGACGUAUUGUCUAUGCAGUAUUGUGACGUAUGUUUUAGACGUGCGGCAGUCUUGAGUGGAACUUAGGAGUGAUAGGAUGUGUAUUAUUUAGGUCUGAUAGCGAGCUGCGCUAUAUUCACGUGUUAUGUGUAGUAUAUUUACUUAGACAUUAAAGUUAUAAUUAUUAUGAAAAGGAGUUGAGUUUGUUCAGUGAUGGUAGGAAUAGUACGACACAUUCAACGUGUGAAAGAACUUGACGAAUGUAAUCAAUCCAAGAAGACUGUAGGAGUUGACACUUGUCCUGGGCUAUCCUUGCUAGUUCAGCCCAGCUUUUUUUCAUUCUCUUUACCUCUGUCUCUAGUCCCCUCUUCCAUGUGGCUCUUGGUCUUCCUCUCUUCCCGGUACCUUGAGGAUUCCAGUUCAGUGCCUGUCUUGUGAUGUUAGUGUUUGGUUUCCUUAAUGUGUGCCCUAUCCAUCUCCAUUUUCUCAUUUUUAUCUUCGUUUCCACCGGAACACUUGAUGCUCUCUCCCAAAGGACAGUGUUACAAAUUUGGUUAAACAAUCUUAUUUUGAGGAUCCUUCGCAAGGAUCCGUUUAUAAAAACAUGAAGUUUUUCAUUGUUUGUUUUUGUUGUUGUUCAAGUUUCACAGCCAUGCAGAAGUAGUGCCUUUACAUUCGAGUUGAAUAUUUUAAACUUUGUUUUUUGUCAGUAUUUCACUUGAGUUCCAGAUGUUUGGCAGGGUAUUGAAUGCUCCUCUGGCCUUUUAAACCCUAGACUUUAUGUCCUCAUCUGUGCCACCAUUUUUAUUUAUGAUGCUUCCAGGGUAUGUCAAAGUCUCAACUUCUUCAAGAGACGCUCCUCUCAGGUUAAUCCCAAUGACUCCAUCAUCCACUCCAUUUAUUCUUAAAAGGUCUUGGUUUUCCCUUUAUUUAUGCCAAGUCCAACUUACUGGGAUACAGAGUCAAGUUUUGUUGUUUUCUCCUGCAUUUGUUUGUGGCUAUGUGAUAAAAACUUUAGUUACAUCAAUAUAAACGAAUAAUAAAAUUUUACCUGACAAUUUUAACAUAAAUAUAUAAUGUGGAACAUAUGUUUUGCAUCUGAAUAAUUUACCUUCCAUUGCUUUGUUUUCAAUAUUAAGAUGUUCUAACAAAAAAGUUUGUUUUGUUUCUAAUUAUUUAUUGUUUCUUAUUUUAUCUUGCCUUCUGAAGAUGGCAUGUAGCUGAGAAUUUCAUUUUAAUUGUCCUGUCUUUUCAUUUCAAGCCUAAAUUUAUCUUGUUCGACUAUGUCCUUCACACCGCUUGAACGCAGUCUCUCAAAUAUUUUACAAUAAUUGCUUUUAAUUUUAAAAAUAAUUUUGAAAAUGUUGGUUGUUAUUGACACAGGUGGCUUACAAUGACAAUGAGGAAUCUCUGUGGCAAAUUUGUUCCAAGCUAAGGCAGAUGAACUGUUCUCAUGUGGUCAAAAUGUUGUGGGCAGCCAGUUUUGAAGAUCACCUCUUAAUUUGCUCUGAAUAUGAAGGUUUGUUGCUUAAAUUCUAAAAGAUAAUAAUGUUUAAUUCGGAUAUUUAUACAAAGCUGUAUUGAAGCCCCAGUACCGAUGACAAUAUCAAAUCUCAAUAAUUGGUAAAAUUAUAGACCAAUGGGAAAUACUUUCUCACACAAAAAUAUCAGGCUCACAGUAAGUCUAUUGCUAUCAUACAAAAUUUAAGAAUAUUCACUGCUGAUAACAAAAUCUUAGUACCAAAUACAAAAUUCAAAUAAAGUUAUUUUUUUUUAAACAGAAAGUAUAAAAGAUUUAAAUUAAAUCGAGUGCAAAGAGAAUUGUACAAAAAAAUUUAAAAAAUUAAGUUGCCUAUUAACAACAGAUCUGUAAAGAAAAUACCUAAUAUAUUUCUAUGAUUCUUGGAGAAUUGACUUUAAAGCUGAAAUAGAGUUUAUUUUUAGAAAUGACCCAAAGCAACAAUUUUCCCCACAAAUAUCAAAUGCAGCUAUCGCUAUUUUUCAUCACAGAAAUUCACUGCCGCUGUUAUAUGGCCCAUCUAGCGAGUAUUAAGUAUCUACUAUGAAGUUAAAUUCAACUGAUAUAAUCAGUUUAAAUUAUGAUUUCAAAAACUGAUUGUAGGUUUCUCCCCUAAAAAUAGUAAUGAAAUCCCUACUCUUAACACUAUGAAAGAAACUCAUAGAAUAACUAUGUUUACAAAUCUACCUUGUGGUUUUAAAAUAUUUGUAAUUUCUAUUUUUGUGAAGUUCUUUUCUCUAAACAUAUUUCUUUUCAGUAAUGAAUAAAUUUUCCAUGAUGUUUCACAGGCUACCAUUCCUUGCAAGAAAGUCUGCAAGCGAAUUCAUCCAAUGGCCUUGACAUUGGACUGGUGCACACUAUCAUGCUGCAACUUACAGAUGCCGCUUACCACUUACAUCUUCAGAACAUCAUCUAUCUCAAUUGGGCUAGUCAGUAUUUUCAUAUGACUUCAAUGUGUUGUGUAUUUGGUUUUGAUAUAAAUAGGCUUGCAAAUAUUUACCACUACAGAGUCCCAGAUGUAUUUCUUCAUCUGUGUGAACACUCUCACUAUGCAUGUGCACAAAAUGCAUCAAAUAUGCAAUAUGAAAUUCACCCCAAAGGGGAUUAAGAAUCAGCUCAACUAUUGUAAUAUCCCAAAGUCUUAAAUUUGUAACUUCUGAAAAUAUAUUAGGUGUAUGUUUGCAAUAAUAUUAACACCUUAAAAAAAUAUGCACCAAAACAAAAAAGUUAUCCGCAAAAAAAAACCCCUAAACAACUACUUCAUAAAACAGGAAAACUCUACAAAAUUUAAGCUAAAACAAAAAAAUAAAAAUGAACAUAGUUCAAUAUGUAUACAAGAAAAGUAUUCUUGUCUUUGAUGCAAUAGAUUAGUUCAAUAUGUAUACAAGAAAAGUAUUCUUGUCUGUGAUGCAAUAGAUUUUUUUUAAAGUUCCCGACUGAUUUUAUUAAAAAAUGGAAACUUUUUAAUUAAAAAAAACUCACUGAAAGCAAGGUCAGUCUUCUAAAGAUUUCUGUUUUGUAUAAAUAUAGUUUUGUAGGUAAGAAAGGGAGAAGACUAAUGUUAUUUUAUUUUUUAAAAGGUUCCAACAUAGUUAGGACACACCAGACAGAUCAGCGUAUUGCUGUAAAGCUUUGCAACUUUACAACUUCAGCUCUUGCUGACACAUAUGAUGAAGGAUAUCUUCGCCUUGCACUUCCUACUUACUUACUGUCACCUGAGGUAAUAUUUUAUUUUAAAAUGACAUGUGAGGUUGACAUUUCUUUACAGAAAUUCAACACUAGUUAAAUGAUGAGAUUUAUUUGUUAAAUGAUGUUGAAAGGGAUUUAUUAAUGAUCCUAUUUAUACUCACAUGUGACCUUGACAAGGGGGCUCAAUAAAAAUAAUUAAAUUUAGUUAUCACCUGAUUUGUGAAACGCUUAUUUUUUGCAGGAGGAAUUAUUGAUAAUGACUUAGUUGUUAAUAAAUUAAAUUUGUUAUAGUAUAAUAAGUGUUUUACGUAUUUAUAUAAAUUAAUCAAUUUUUAUAUUAAAAAGGCUUUUGAUUAUCAACUGAAUCUUGGAAAUAUCUUUUAAGAUGUUUUUAUCCCACCAUCUCUCUGGCCCUACCCUCAUCUCCCAUGUGCCACCCAUGACACCACCCAAUUUAAUCUCCCACCACUACCUCUAAACUACACCAACCCCUCACUUCCUUGAACCUAUCCUCUUGCACUCCCCUUUUGGAUUUCCCUUUAUACGCAGAGCUGUACCUGAGCCUGCAACCCCUGGCAGUGGGCCUCGGACAUUUAAGGGCCCAAAGUUUUGAUGUGGACAAUUUUAUUAUUGGAAGAAUUAACGUUGUAUAAAUUACAAAAACCGAAAUGUGGCAAAGCACGUUUUGUCAAGUAACCUUAGUAGAUGGUAAAUUCAGGCAUUACAGCAAGCAGCCAUUGUUUGGCCGUGUUAUUUCUUGUUUGUAAAUAAAAAAAAUGAUUUUAUUUUUGUAAUAACCUGAACAGUUUUAAUUUUGUAGUCGGUCUGUAUAAAUUAAAAUAUCAGCAAGGAUCUGUGUCCUUUUUUCUCAUGCUAAGAACUCAAACGCACUAGCGACAUCUGCUGUCAGACUGGGUUUUCUUAUUAAAUUGGUUUUAACUUCCUGUUCUAGCUGUGUACAAUGAACAAAGUAGUGCCUGAAAGUGAUGUCUGGGGCCUUGGAUGCAUCCUGUAUGAGCUGCUUACUGGCCAUCCAAUCUGGCAUGCCCACAGGCAUCUUUCUCAUGAUGAUCUUUUUAAAAUGGUAAUUUAAAGUUAUUUUUUUAGAAACCACUUCAUUGAAAUUGUUAAUUUAUCAACCGCCAAAAAUAAAACCAGUGUGUUAAAGUUUUCUAAUGCUAUUUCAUUUGAUUUAAUUUUUUUUUAACCCUCAAAUUGUCAGAUGAAAGAAAGAUUUCAACAGGUGAUACCUGGAGAAGAACUAAAUGGAGUAAAUCUAGCAAACAUGUGUCCAAGUUUGAAAUCAAUUUUUAAAAGUUGCUGGAACGUAAGUUAAAUAACACUAAACUAAUAAUAUAUGUAAAUAUCGCCAAACAUACACUUAUGUAUGAAACAAUUAAACUGGCUAUUUAGUCUAACUGAACCAUUUUGUUUUGUCGAGAUGCAGAGUCAAACUUUAACAUUCCCUUUUUUUUUCUAGGUAAAACCAGAAGAAAGAAAAAGUGUGUUAGAAAUUCAAAUCCUGUUAGUGGAAUCAUUUGUACAGAGCAAUCAGAAUACACAAACAGCAUAAUCAUCUGUGAGUGAUGAUCAGCACAAAAAGCUUUUACAUCUAUUUCAUAGCAGCUGGUAUGGAAUGAUAUUUGUUUAUAUUAUUUUCAGAAAACAACAAGAGCUUAAUUUUUUCAUGAUAAGGCAGUGAUCGCCUUAUUUCUUUUUCCAUAUAAUAUAUUUUAAGUAAAAAUAAAUUAUUUCCAGCAUUGAAAGAAGGUCUAAAUCUAUGAGCAAGUAAACCAUAUUUUGGAAACAGAAUUCUCAGAAAAAUACUUCCCUGUGUAAUAUAGUUCCCCCUCACCCCUCUCUAAACAUACACAUAUUUUCAACAUUCCAACCAAAAUUAGACACAAGAUGGAGCACCCCCCCACCCCCCUCGGGCUCAUUUACCAAAUAGAUUAAAAUAAGUGCCAUGUGUUUGAAAAGUGACAUUUCUAAGGAAAAAUACAAAGCUGCAAUGUUAUUUUGAGGAAAGCAAUCUUUCAAAAUUUCUUAAAAGAAAUGAAUUCAAAGUGUAAGGGAUACAUUUUUAGCAGUUUGUAAUUUUCUGAAACAAGUUAUCUUUAUCUCUAUCCACUGUUUUAGUGGUGAAAUUGUAAAAAAUAACAUUCCAAAUGCCUUUUCUAUUUUUGGUAAUGAUGAG